AGGACGCACUGGUGUUCGGUCCCGGUGGGCGGGCCCGGAGUCAGGACUGCUACGGAGAGGCGCCCUCACGUCCCCCACCCAGCGCAGGCUGGGCUCUGACCUCACCACGGCCCCUCCUGCUGGCCGGUUCUGGGUGGUGCCCUCUCAUCUCCUACUCCCCAGGCAGGUGCCCUUGGCCCCCUCACCCCGAGCCCGGAGAGGCCUGAGGCCCAGGGGAGCUCUGUACCCGAUGGGCUUUUGAAGGUGUGGGAUUAGAACACGGGGUAGGGACCAGUGUUACCAGAGGACAGAGAGGAAGGUGGCUUCGGCACCCAUGCCCCCCACCCUGGGCUGCCCCGGAGAGUGGGCGACCGCCGGACAACCUCACGUCCUCUCUGGCUACUGUAGUGCCUCCAGUCCCCCAUUCUCCGGCCUGGGCGUUGAGAGUACAUAGCCCUGCCCGUUCGCCAGGCCCCGGGCGCCACAGCCAGCGCUGGGCCCCGGAGCACGGUCUCCCUGCCCGGCCCUGCCCCCACCUCCUGCCGUCUGCCACCCCUCAGGCCCUGUCCGGAGCCCUCCUGGCAGGAUCCCCUGCACCGCCCCCCACGGGCAAACCUCAGCCUGGCCCUACAGAGGCACCGAGGGCUGUGAGGCUCAGACGGGACGGGGAGCUUCUUGGCAGCCUUCCCGGAGGAGGGGACUGGGCGGGGGGUAUGUGUGAGCAGAGAGCUGGGGGCAGACACCGCGGAAAGCCUGCCAGAACUUCUCCUCCCCCUGCAUCCAAGUACCUGCUGCCUCCCCAGCAGGAAAUGCCGCCGGGCAUGGGCGGGGCAGCUGGGCACAACCCCAUCGGAGCCUAGCUCAGUGGGCUUGGUCCCAGGCCAGCAGACAAGCCACGCCAGCGCACUUGGGGGUCAUAAAUGCCGGACAGGAGAAGCCACCCCAGGUCCCCUGCUGAGAACCGUCCUCCAAGAUGCCACAGGCACUGCUCAUCGGCUCCGUCUUUGUCCUGCUCAGGCUGUCCCUAGGCCAGGACCAGGUCCCGAUCCAGGCCAACUUCGAUGCCAGCCAGUUUCAGGGCACCUGGUACGUGGUCGGGGUGGCCUCAGACGACCAGGACUUCCUGAACUCCAAGGACGACACAAAGAUGCCCGUGGUCUUGGUGACCCCCUUGGACAACGGUGACCUGGCCCUCAAGUUCGGGUACCCUACGCCCGAUGGCGGGUGCCGGAAGAUGCUCACGACCUUCACGAAGGGGGCUGCUGACGGGCAGUUCAGCGACGCGGCCAUGGCGCAGACUGACAUCCGGGUGGUGAGCACCGACUACAAGCACUUCGCCGUGCUCUACGUGGAGACCCAGAAGGCAGGCGUCAGGAGCGUCUGGCUGCAGCUCUACGCCCGCGCCCCGGAGCUGUUUCCUGAAGGUGCCCAGAAAAUGCAGCAGCUGGCACCCCAAGUGGGCCUAAACCCCAGCCAGGGCGCCCUGCUGCCCCAGUCCGACCAGUGUGCUGGCGCCUUCUCCUAGGAAAGAGUCCUCCCAGGAGUGCCCGUUGGGGGCCAUGCUGUACGGGGCCUUCCCCCAGGAGCACACCGUUUCUGUCCGCCACCCAUCCCCCGCACAAUAAAUACUCUCCUAAA
Acinonyx jubatus (cheetah) is the source of this 1617-nucleotide messenger RNA. It is a transcript of the gene LCNL1, whose product is annotated as lipocalin like 1. NCBI's taxonomy places the organism in Eukaryota, Metazoa, Chordata, Mammalia, Carnivora, Felidae. The record is from RefSeq and is a predicted model, not a curated record. The transcript has 7 exons. Gene Ontology annotation, molecular function: small molecule binding. The coding region runs from base 953 to 1504 and encodes 183 amino acids.